AUGACAGAUAAGGCAAAGUCGAACGCUAGUGAAAUUGAGAGACAACUCAAGUUGCUUACUAUUCAAAGGGAAUAUGCAUUUCGAGAAAUUCAAAUACUAUGUGAUUUAUCGAAGAAUAUCCAAACGGAUACAACUUCUGCCUCUCAAUUCGAGUCUAGGUUUAAGCGUAUUGAUUUAGUGCGUAAAGAAUUCUUGGAGUAUACCAAUCAAAUAAACGAUUUAAAGUUAAAAUUAAAGCCGGACGAUAUUAUUGAUAUGAAGCCCGUGAUUGCGUUUGACGACAUGUACUACACCGUCGAUGCCGCCAGGGCUGCUCUAAGCGAGGGUCGCACUCGAGCCGAUCCGCAAUGCGACCCGGAUCCGAGUUUGACUUACGGAUUUUCAUACCAUAGUACGAAACCAUACGCGCAAGCACGCUUACCGAAACUCGAGCUGCCGAAAUUUGAUGGAAACAUUGAACAUUGGCAAACUUUCUUCGAUACAUUUUCCACACUUGUACAUGAAAACAAUAAUAUAAGGUCAAUCGAAAAGUUUCAUUAUUUGUUGACGUGUCUCUCGGGUUCAGCGUUGUCAAUCGCAAAAGGAGUGCCUGUUACCUCUGAUAACUACAAAAUUGUUUUUGACGCACUUAUCGAGCGGUUCCAAAACAAACGAAUUUUGGCCGCAACGUACUUAGAUAAAAUUUGUUGCUUCAUUCCUUUGAAGUCCAGUAAUUAUGCCGAUUUACGUAAUUGA
Parnassius mnemosyne (clouded apollo) is the source of this 735-nucleotide messenger RNA. The record is from the annotation of a GenBank genome assembly. Lineage: Eukaryota; Metazoa; Arthropoda; Insecta; Lepidoptera; Papilionidae.